GUGAGUUGCGCGCCCGCAGCGAGCCACCUUGGCAGAUUUGACCACACGAAGAGAUGGCGGCAAUGGCGCAGAAGGAGGAAUGGCCGACGUCGGCCGAGGACUACAACGUCAUCGAGAAGAUCGGCCAGGGCGCCUUCGCCAAGGUCAUGAAGGCCUACUGCAAGCCCAAGGACGUCUUUGUCGCGAUCAAGAUCAUGGACCUCGAGAAGAUCACGACGAGCUUUGAGGAUAUCCGGGCCGAAGUCCAGACGAUGAAGAUGACCAACCACCCGAACGUCCUCAACUGCUAUUGCAGCUUUGUGCACAAGGAUCAGCUGUGGCUUGUCAUGCAGCUCAUGAACAAGGGCUCGUGUUUGCAUGCCAUGAACCAGCUCAAGAAGAAGUCGCUCGGCGAAGGCAUGAAGGAGGAACUCCUCGCCGUCAUUCUCAAGGAAACACUUCAAGGGCUCCAGUACUUUCAUGAAAACGGGCAGAUCCACCGUGACAUCAAGGCCGGCAAUAUUCUGCUGGACAGCAACGGCCACGUCUUGAUUGCCGACUUUGGCGUCUCGGGCUGGAUGAUGGAAGGCGGCGAUCGCCGCAAGAACCGCCAGACGUUUGUGGGCACGCCGUGCUGGAUGGCGCCGGAAGUGAUGGAGCAAGUGCGCGGCUACGACUACAAGGCCGACAUUUGGUCGUUUGGCAUCACGGCCCUCGAGCUCGCCAAGGGGUAUGCUCCGUACGCCCGGUACCAGCCCAUGAAGGUGUUGUUGCUGACGCUGCAGGAAGACCCGCCGUCGCUCCGAACCUAUGACGACGAUGGCACGGGGCAUCAGUUUUCGCGCCAUUUCAAGGACAUGGUGCGCCUUUGCUUACAGAAGGACCCGGCCAAGCGGCCGUCGACGUCGACGCUGCUGAAGCACCAUUUUUUUAAGAAGGCGGGCACGUGCCCGUUUUUGGCCGCCGAGCUGCUCUCCAAGGUCGACGACAUUGGCGAGAGCUCGAUGAGCACGCAGUCGCUUCCUGGGUCGGGCCCUCUCUACUCCAAGGACGGCGCCGACGACGCCAAGUACGUGCCGGGCACGACGUGGGUCUUUGACGACGAGGACGACAAGCCGAAGGGCGCGGUGGACGACGACAUGGACGACUUUGCGUCGCAGUUUGACAAGGUCAGCGGCGAGACGUACCGGAAAGACUAGUCGACGCAAAUGGCAGUGUUUCAAGUUAUCACCAAACAUGGAAUUUGCUUGAUAGAAAGAAA
Messenger RNA from Saprolegnia parasitica CBS 223.65, 1240 nucleotides. RefSeq names its product STE/STE20/FRAY protein kinase. Gene Ontology annotation, biological process: protein phosphorylation. Bases 54 to 1178 code for a protein of 374 amino acids. The transcript is spliced from 11 exons. The record is from RefSeq and is a predicted model, not a curated record. Gene Ontology annotation, molecular function: ATP binding; protein kinase activity; protein serine/threonine kinase activator activity. NCBI's taxonomy places the organism in Eukaryota, Oomycota, Saprolegniomycetes, Saprolegniales, Saprolegniaceae.